Molecule: messenger RNA, 1029 nt
Organism: Saccharomyces eubayanus
Lineage: Eukaryota; Fungi; Ascomycota; Saccharomycetes; Saccharomycetales; Saccharomycetaceae
Gene: BRR1
Product: Brr1p
Exons: 1
Coding region: 1-1029 (342 amino acids)
Biological process (GO): spliceosomal snRNP assembly
Cellular component (GO): small nuclear ribonucleoprotein complex
Source: RefSeq, a predicted model, not a curated record
AUGAAGAAAGGAGAGAGUCAAGCACCUGAUGCUAUUUUUGGCCAAUCUCGUGCAUUUGCGUUAUCAGACUCUUCAGUGAAUCCUGAUGUCAUUAAAUAUCUUAACGGUGUAAGAGAACAAGCAUUAAGAACCAACGCCAUAUCGAUUAGUAGUCAAGUGAAUCUCCAGAAGAGGACACGACACAAAUCGAGCAUGUACGACGAUGAGGAUGAAGAGGUCACCAAGAAGCGCAUUGUCUCGCCACCUUUAAGCAGACUUCAAAAGAACGCAGAUAUGUUGGUAAAGUGGUUCAAUUCCGCAAAAUAUGUGGUUUUGAACAAUGCUUACGAGUUUACGGGUUAUGAUGACGAGACGUUGAAUCAUUUACUAUUCUGUCUGAUGAAUUAUUUAAAAGACGUACCGUGCAAGAAUUCUAAAGUUGAAAAAAUUAUUAAUGUUUUAAAUGAGCAUACCUUUCCAGAAAAUGAGGAAAAUACGGAACAGAAACUAGAGUUCGAUGAAGAAUGGGCGAAGAGUAUCUUGGUACGACUGGGGAAGGCAAAUAUUAAUAAUUAUGAGGAUAUCAAAAGGAUAAUCGCAGAAGGCGAUACGCAUACACUUAGCGGGUACAACCAAUGGUUCAAAUAUAUUAUAGGUAAUGACCCACGACACACUAUGUUUUGUGAGAAGAUCACAUCCAAAGAACUUUGGGUUCUCAUGAAAUUUAUGUCAAAUACUUGGAUAAAAGAAAUCUAUAAAAAAGGAACAAACCACCGCCGUUUCCAAGAUUGGCUAUUUUAUCUACUGAUACACACACCUGAAAGGCUUACGGCGGAGUACACGAGCACGUUGAGAGACCUGGGUAAGAAAUGCCGUGAAUUGAUUCUAAAGAAGCCCGUUCAGGCUCACAAUGAUGAUAAAAUCACUCUUCCGAUGGAGAUGAAGGAGUUAGAUGUAACGGUACCACCUGCGUUGGAGAACAUGGCAAUAAUCGAAUUAGCCAUCUGUAUCAUAGCUGUUAACUAUGGGCAAAAAGACUUAUUAACAUAA